Messenger RNA from Fusarium sp. VM40, 765 nucleotides. NCBI's taxonomy places the organism in Eukaryota, Fungi, Ascomycota, Sordariomycetes, Hypocreales, Nectriaceae. The record is from the annotation of a GenBank genome assembly.
AUGCUUCCGACUCCAGACACAUCGCAUGUACCAUAUGAACGGGUAUACGAACCUGCCGAGGACUCGUAUCUCCUCUUAGACACGCUCUCGUCCGAUUCAGAGAUAAAAUAUCUCCAACAAGCCUUUCCCGAUCUUGCGCCCCUUGUGGUGGAAAUCGGCACAGGCUCAGGCGUUGUCCUCGCUUUUGUCAACGCACAUGCGCAUAAACUCUUUGGCACGCGCCAGGUCCUUACUGCUGGCGUCGACAUGAAUGCCUUUGCAUGCCAUGCGACCGUCCAGACUGUUGCAAAGGCAGAGUCUGACAAUCCCGGUACGCACGCCUUAUAUCUGGGCUCUUGCAUGGGCGAUCUCACAACACCGUGGCGUGAGGGCAGCAUCGAUGUACUCAUCUUCAACCCACCAUACGUGCCGACACCUGAGAUGCCUGCCAGGCCAGAAUCAUUCACUGCCGAUGAUUUGGAAGCUAGCGCGAAGCCCUCUUUUGAUGACGACUCCUACCUUCUCGCAUUAUCCUAUGCCGGCGGCUUAGAUGGGAUGGAGACAACAGACAGAUUGAUUGAGGCACUGCCCCAGACACUAUCUCGCCGUGGCUGCGCUUACCUCCUCCUCUGCGCCCAAAACAAGCCAGACCAAGUCAAGAGCCGGAUAGAGCGGUUCGGGCCGGAAUGGCGAGCACUGACUGUCAGGGCCAGUGGUAAGCAAGCCGGAUGGGAGAAAUUGCAGAUCGUGCGAAUAUGGCGAGACUAUAUAGGCGUCGCAGAAUAA